GUGUUUGGUGUGGAUGUGAAGUUCCAUGUGUCCUGGUGGAAAAUGUGUUUAGGUUUAGAAUGAUGCAACUGAUCAGUGAAGGCACCAGCAUCAACUCCCUCUCUCCCUCUGUGUCCCUCUUAUUUUAUGUUUUAGGGGGGGAGAAAUCCCUGCCAGGGCACGUCUGAACUGUUACAGCCCCGCCCAUUACUAGUCCUGUGGUUUUGCACCUGCCUCACCACCCCUGCCACUUUGAGCGCAAAACCUCCAGGAGCUGCUUUACCUGCACUGCAGCGUUUGUUCAGCCCGUGUCCCUGAAGCCUCCUCUGCUCCGAGCCCCUGAUCCCCCCCCAGCAUCACCAUCCUCUGUGGACAGGUAUGCAACACGAGGGCGAUCUGAGCCUGAUCUACUGCAGCCCACCUCCCACUGAUGAAGACGCAGCCGUGAAAAAAGGAAAGAAAUCAACAGCAGAGAUCAGCCCACGGUGAGUGUUCCAUGACAGGGGGAGAGAACCGCGUGUCCUUGCACAACGGGGACUUGUGCUAAGUAACGGAGGAGGUGGACGUAAACAUGCAAUAAGUGACAGUGGCAACCAGGUAGUCUAGUACGCACGAGCGCUCCCUCCGGACCCCCCCCACCCCCCCACUGAACUUUACCCGCUGAGGUUCGAGCUCAUGGCCGCUGCCGCUGCUGCUGCUCUGGGGGAAGUUGGAGGCGUCUUGCACGGCAUCGAUGGUGUCACACAUGUCGGGUCCCAUUUCUUUCUGACCCCACUCGGGGACAGCCCCACGCUGCUGGGGGAGCACCUCUUACCUGGGGACAGGCUGUCCCGCAGCACCACGGCGGAUUUAACGCACCUAAAGGGGAUUCUCAGGAGGAGACAGUUAUACUGCAGGACUGGGUUUCAUCUGGAAAUACUUCCGGAUGGCACUGUGCAAGGGACCAGAAAGGACCACAGUCGAUUUGGUAUUUUGGAAUUCAUAAGCCUUGCUGUUGGGUUGAUAAGUAUUCGAGGAGUGGACAGUGGGCUCUAUCUGGGGAUGAAUGACAAGGGGGAGCUGUAUGGAUCUGAGAAGCUCACAGCUGAAUGUGUUUUCAGGGAGCAGUUUGAGGAGAACUGGUACAACACAUACUCCUCCAACUUGUACAAACAUGGAGACAAAGGGACGCGUUAUUUUGUGGCAUUAAAUAAAGACGGGACACCAAGGGAUGGGACUAAAUCCAGGCGGCACCAGAAAUUUACACACUUCUUGCCCAGGCCUGUGGACCCUGACCGUGUGCCAGAGCUGUACAGGGAUAUCCUGGGACACAGCUGAAACCCAGUGGGCCUCGUCUUCCAGAUCAGGAAUAGCCGUUAAAAGCCCUUGCAGGCAGGGAGCGGAGAAGAGAGGAGGGACCCAGGGACGUGGCCCGGUGCAGGCCGGUGGACAGCGGCCCCGACCGGCGGGGAUAAAGGCACCGGGGGGCCCCUUGUAGGAAUGCACAGGCCAUCUCUCAGCAGCCGGGAAGACAGUGUAGAAUGUCUGACUGCGUCGGCCUGCACGCUCAGCAUGAGGGGGUCGUUUGUUUCAGAGGCAGACCGACCCUGAAAGUACCUGGGUGGAACAGGAGAUGAAAGGGAAACAGAGGGAGGAAGAGGCUGAGUGGCCAGGGAGCAUCUCCACUGGUCGGAUGUAGACGUCAGCUGGAGUCUGUGGGAAUUUUUAUUUGUCUCAGAGAGCCGUAGUUUGUUCAGAAGGACUUUGAAGGAACUCUUUUUUUUUUUUUUUUUACCUGUGUCUAGGCAAAGCAAAGAGCAAAGAAAAGUGUAACAGAUUAUUUAUUCAUUUUACAUACAUAUAUUUAUGUUAUAUAUUUAUUUAUUUGAGAAUAUAUUUUUACAGUUAGAUACAUGCAAUAGAGAAAAAAACAGUAGAAACUGUAUCAACUAUGUAAAGACUGACAAAAUGUACCUUUAUGUCUCUUAUCCUGAGGAAAGUAGUGAUAUACUAUAAUGCAAAAUGGCCAAAAAAUACAAAGUGGUGACAUUUGGAAAAGGCCACCAUAUGUUUUUCACAAUAUGGCAACUGUGAAUCAAAAAGAAAGUCUGUUUAUAUA
Molecule: messenger RNA, 2077 nt
Organism: Sphaeramia orbicularis (orbiculate cardinalfish)
Lineage: Eukaryota; Metazoa; Chordata; Actinopteri; Kurtiformes; Apogonidae
Gene: fgf20b
Product: fibroblast growth factor 20b
Exons: 3
Coding region: 655-1296 (213 amino acids)
Molecular function (GO): growth factor activity
Source: RefSeq, a predicted model, not a curated record